AUGUGUAUCCCUUUCUUAUGUGCAAAUUUCUUGCUCUGAAUUUUAUACCAUCAUUAGUCAGCGGCUGGUACAGAUCAGGAUCCCAUUUUUAUCUUUCAGCUCAGACCAAUGUCGCUGUGGAUUGUAUUCUCGUUGCUUAUUUUCCUUUCAGAAGGGAUCUUCGCCGGAACUAAGGAUCCGGAAUGUACACCGGCAGGAUUGCUGAAGCUCGAGGACAUCCUGUUCGUUGUGCAGUCUCAAGCGCAGCCCUACCACCUGUCCCGUGCCAAUGCGGCACGGCCGACGUGGCGUGCCGUGCUGGCCAGGGAGAAGAUACACGCGCCGUUCAAGGCCAUCUUCACGCACGAGCACGAGGAUAUGGCCAAGGCGUGGGCUGUGUUCCCUCUGAUAGCGGCCCUUGCUCAUCGGCCGGAAGCAUCCUCGGUCAAGUGGAUCCUGGUCGUGGAAGACAGCACAGAGAUUGUCUCCUUUUCCGCACUCCUGAAGAAACUCAUGGGUUAUGAUGAGUGCAAGCCUGAGUUUCUGGGACGUGGGCUGCGUGACCGGGAGGCGGCCAUUAUACAUCACUACGCGUUUGCCAACAACCCGACAGAGUUUGUCUACCCGGACUUUGCAGCCGGAUGGCUGAUAUCCACACCGAUGCUGCGCAUGAUGUCAGAGAGACUGGAGAGCAAACGAAUCAAUGCUGGUUUCACCAUUGAUCCGCAGCAUGAGCUCGCUAAAUACAUCUAUGACGAGUUUGACAAGCAGGCCAUGACAUCGGUAAACUGGCUGUGUGCAGGACUGACUGCUGACGAGGCACGGCAGAACGGCUGUGUCACUAACUUCAACAAGGACAUCGAAGAAUGUGCAAAGACACCUGUCACCGUCCAGGAUGUUUUCUUUGGUGUCAAGACGACACAGAAAUUCCAUGAAGAUAGACUCCCAGUCUUGCUGAACACCUGGGGUAAGGCGCUGAUCAACAAUGGCCACAUGGUGCUCUAUAGCAACGUGACGGACAAGAGCAUACCCACCGUCGACUGCGGCGUGCCCAACACCGAGCGAGGACACUGCGGAAAGCUCUAUGCCAUCAUGCGCUCGGCUGCAGAGCGCAUGGCCAAGAGCAAGGAAUCAUGGCUGGUCGUGACGGACGAUGACACGCUCAUGAGCGUUCCGCGACUCCUGACGCUGCUCAGUUGCUAUGACGCCAGCACAGCGGUUGCCAUCGGUGAAGUGUAUGGCUACGGCGUGGAUUCCGGCCACGGCUACGCUUAUCUAACCGGUGGUGGAGGAUUUGUACUGAAUCUUCCCGCCGUGAAACGGCUACUGGAUGCAUCGGAAACCGGUAGAUGUGGCUGCCACGGGGAUGAUUCGCCGGACGAUAUGUUCUUGGGCAUGUGCCUGGAGGCUCUGAAGAUUCCCAUUGUGCAUCGGCCGGAGUUUCAUCAGGCUCGGCCCGGAGAGUACGCCGCUGGUUAUUUGCAGCGGCAAACUCCUGUGUCGUUUCACCGUCAUUCGUUCCACGACCCCUACGACGCUUUCAACGACUACCUGGGCGGAAAUGUCAACACUGACUGGCUAGCCCCGCUGCGGCAGCCGGCUGAAGAUGAGUCCAUGGAAGCAGAGGUCCCAGAGCAAGAUGCCGAGUUGGUUCGUGAGGAAGAACGGGAUGCCAGAGACGACGGUGAUAUUGCGGAGGUCGGGACGGUGGAAACGUCCCAACGUCCAUUGAACGAUGAGCUUUGAAUCACCCGUGGUGCUGCUGCAGUGCCGUGUAGACACUUCACAGGAGGACCAGUGUCUGCUGCGGCAUGCAGGUGACAUUUUGCAGAAGGACAAUGGUGAAUGGACCCAUGAGCCGAGCUGUGCGCAUGGAUGAGAGUAAGGGGGUUGUUUUAUGCCGGCGAGACAUGGCACAUCGCCUUCAUUUUAGAUUUGAUAUGACUUCAACAGGCCGUUGAGAUGUGACUGCUUGGCUUGGCGCAGGCAUGUCACUUUCUGCUUUGUAGCUCUGUCUUAUCUCCCAUUGCACAUGAACUAACAAUGCUUGGCAUGCCCAGUCAGCUAUGCCCAAACUACCGCGAAUGCAGCGCCGUAGCCUAUAAGUUAGGCUAGGCUACUGGAAUACAUGUCUUUAGAUUGCUGGACUUUCUGGGGGCAUGUUUAAACGCGCUCUAACACGUAGUGUAUGGCUAGGCUCACUUUGGGAGCAGCCGGCUCUCGCUUCGCGACAUUGCGCCCGCCUGUGUGAUGCAUUCAAGCCUAAAAUAGCAGUGUACGGAUCUUAUGAAGUCUUUGCAUUCAAGCCUAGAAUAGCAGUGUACGGAUCCUAUGAAGUCUUUAGUAAUACUCUUAGCUAUCUUGGCCACCGGAAGCAAUUUCUGAUUGGUCCGGUUAUACCAUAGCCUUUCAUAUUAUUUUGUGUAUGAUAAUAUUUUAAAGCAGGUAUACUUAACCUCGGCAGUAAGCAAGCCUUGCUGCUGGC
Sycon ciliatum is the source of this 2464-nucleotide messenger RNA. RefSeq names its product beta-1,3-glucosyltransferase-like. Gene Ontology annotation, molecular function: acetylglucosaminyltransferase activity. NCBI's taxonomy places the organism in Eukaryota, Metazoa, Porifera, Calcarea, Leucosolenida, Sycettidae. The record is from RefSeq and is a predicted model, not a curated record. Gene Ontology annotation, cellular component: membrane.